Messenger RNA from Cylicocyclus nassatus, 1017 nucleotides. Lineage: Eukaryota; Metazoa; Nematoda; Chromadorea; Rhabditida; Strongylidae. The record is from the annotation of a GenBank genome assembly.
CCGUAGUUCUACAGUAAUGAAAAUUCCAGUGAAGCCACUUCUAAGUUCGUUAUGAAUCUUCAAACCCAAGGUUAUGGUAGAGAACCUAAACCGCGAUGUAAUCUUUGACAUCUGCAAAUUCAUGGAUCUACCUUCCAUUGUCAGCUUGGCGGCUGUGUUACCUCAAAGAUCUGCGGACAUUUUUCGUGUGCUCAAGAAACGGGUCUAUUCUUUGCGAGUGGAGAUUGUUCCGCAACAUAUUUCGGUGGAAUAUUAUGAGAUGAAGAAUGAAACCGAGAAGGAUAAAUAUUGGAUUUUUGAAAAACUGCCAGUUCUUCCGAAAGCUAUUUGGCGAGACAUCCCAUUCGCUAUGCUGCACACGGAAUGCCUUGAGAUUACUCAAGGGGCCCAAAUACCCGAAGAGGUUGAGAGAAUCUUACAUGAACUUGUAAUUCACUCCAUGUCUUUACAAUUUGUUUGCCGAUUGGAGGCGAAGAAAGUUCUCGAACUUGUUACCUUUACGUCAGGAGCGAGGUUAAGCAUGUUUGAGUUAUCGAAAUCCAUUGCCAGCGAAUCUCUAAUACCGCAGAGGUUAUUUGAUGACGGUGACGAGCUGGUAUUUGUUGCCGACAUGCUCUCGGACGAGUUUUCACGAUUGCUAAACUCGGCUGUGCGGUACGUCUUCAUCACCUGCGAACGGCUUCGGCCGGAAUUCACCUCGUUGCUCAAGGAAUACAUCGAGCGGUUUCUGAGGGACGAAGUCAAACAGCUUACCUUCUCGCUGAGGACCAUGAGCAGAUCUUUGCGGGACAUCUUUGAGAACGUUGCCGGCCGAGGAGAAGUGCUUGUACGUAUUGGUAGUAAACAGAUCGAAUUCUCAUAUGAUCGCGGAACAUCCGAAUUGUUCUGCUCGACCGUAGAAUAGAAGGCUUUGGAAUGUUGUACAUUUUUGUAUAAAAAUUUCUUGCUUUGCAUUUAUCGCUCAUUUUGUUGAAGUGCCAAUUUUCGCUUUUUCACAGCUGGAACUGCGUAGGGACC